UAAAUGGUAAAUGAUGCAAUCCUGACGUAUACAUAUCAACAAAAGACACUCCCACAAGCACUACAGCUCUGAAACAAGAAAGAGAGUCCCAAAGCUCAAUGGCCAGUAUUAAUAGACCAGAGGAAAAACCAGGGAAAGGAGGUAGUGAUGGUAAAGAAGGAUCAAAACGAGAGAGUGCUGACGUAAAGAAAGUUAUUAAAGAAAUAAAAGAAGUCGUCAUUUCUCAGUAUGCUAACAUCACUAGCAUGUCAGAGGACAACCUUAGGCCAGUUGCUGAUGAAAUGUACGCAGAAAAGAUCAUUAGUCGUGGAGUCAAUAACAAACCAACAUUCAACAGUAUAAUUAGCGAGUUUGAAUCAAGUCUUAGCUGCUUCUCAACGUUGACCAAAGUUGAGGAUCAUUGCAAGAAGUUUCUGUCAGCUCUAGAACGAGUCGGGGGAGCCCCUGCCAAAAAAGCUGCAAAAUUAAGAGAGGAAUGGGUGAAGGCUGUCAAGGCUAAGUUCGGCUUUGAACUUAAUAUUUGACGUUUUGAACUUAUGACUUCGUUUAAUUUUUUCUAAUUAAAUUAGACUAGUGCAUGCUGUCACAACCAGUAUAAUUAUAGUGUAGCUGAUUUUCAACAAUAAUAAUUUGUAUAAUUAAUUAUUACAACCAGCCUUCUUGUGAUGAACUGA
This is a messenger RNA of Amphimedon queenslandica, 674 nucleotides long. RefSeq lists its product as uncharacterized. The record is from RefSeq and is a predicted model, not a curated record. The coding region runs from base 99 to 524 and encodes 141 amino acids. NCBI's taxonomy places the organism in Eukaryota, Metazoa, Porifera, Demospongiae, Haplosclerida, Niphatidae. The transcript is spliced from 3 exons.